This is a messenger RNA of Trichomonas vaginalis G3, 463 nucleotides long. Its product is annotated as protein of unknown function, DUF4106 family. The annotation marks the transcript as partial. The transcript has a single exon. The record is from RefSeq and is a predicted model, not a curated record. NCBI's taxonomy places the organism in Eukaryota, Parabasalia, Trichomonadida, Trichomonadidae.
AUGGAAGUGAAUGGUGAACCAGAUAUAGCUGGUAUUUUCAGCGCGGCUUUAAUGCCAUUGAAAGAUAUGAAAGAUGCAGAUAUUUUGAACCAGUAUGAAAUGAACAUGGCUGAUGGAAAUAUAACACCUGACGUUCUAGAACAUUUAUCUCAAAGAACUACACAGAACCAUAGAGAUGGUAUAUUUGGUGAAGAGUUUAGAAAGAAAGUUAUGGACAGCGAAGGAAGAGAACCUAUUGUACAUGACCUUGCAAACGAAAGUUUACAAAAUGUCAUAAAAACUUACUUUGCAGACAAUGAACUGAGAAGGGAUGAAUAUUUAAGAAAACUCAAAUGGACAGUACCAGAUGAAAUGUUAGUAUUGAAAAACAUGUUCCUUGACAAAAUAAAACCAACUACAGAAAUAAACGACGCAAGACUGAAAGAUUGGGUAGAAGCUUUCCCAUUCACAAAAGAUAUAGUUG